AUGUCCGAGGUGCUGGUGCCGGGCCCCAAGGAAGGCCCCAAGGAAAGCCCGCCUGCGCCCGGGGCUGGACCCCGCGAAGUGUGGAAAAAGGGCGGCCGGCUGCUGUCGGUGCUGCUGGCGGUAAACGUGCUGCUGCUGGCCUGCACGCUGGUCAGCGGGGGCGCCUUCAACAAGGUGGCCGUGUACGACACCGACGUGUUCGCGCUGCUCACGGCCAUGAUGCUGCUGGCGGCCUUAUGGAUCGCCUUCUACCUCCUGCGCACCUCGCGCUGCCGCGGCGCGGUGCCCCACCGGGACGCCCACGCUGGCCCCAUCUGGCUCCGAGGUGGGCUGGUGCUGUUUGGGAUCUGCACCCUCAUCCUGGAUGUCUUCAAGACUGGCUACUAUUCCAGUUUCUUUGAGUGCCAGUCUGCCAUCAAGAUCCUGCACCCCAUCAUCCAGGCCCUGUUUGUCAUUGUCCAGACUUACUUCCUCUGGGUCUCUGCUAAAGACUGUAUCCACACCCACCUGGACCUGACCAGGUGUGGGCUGAUGUUCACCCUCACCACCAACCUGGCCAUCUGGAUGGCAGCCGUAGUGGAUGAGUCUGUGCACCAGGCGCACUCGUACAGCAGCUCAGCCAACACCACCAGCCACACCCGCCUUGCCCCUGACCUGGGACGCGCGGGCAGCGCUGCCGGAGGAGACCCGUGUUCCUGCAGCACAGCUCUCUGCCAGGUUUUCCAGCAGGGCUGCUUCUACUUGCAUCCCUUCAACAUCGAGUACAGCCUCUUUGCCUCCACCAUGCUCUACGUCAUGUGGAAGAACGUGGGAAGGCUGCUAGUCUCGGCCCACGGCCAUGGCCACACGCCAUCCCGGGUCAGUGUCUUCAGAGAGACGUUUUUUGCUGGCCCCAUCCUGGGCCUGAUGCUCUUUGUGGUGGGACUAGCCGUCUUCAUCAUUUAUGAGGUCCAGGUGAGCGGGGAAGGAGGCCGCACCCGACAGGCUCUGGUCACCUACUACAGCUUCAACAUCGUCUGUCUUGGGCUCAUGACUUUGGUCAGCUUGAGUGGCUCAGUCAUCUACCGUUUCGACCGCCGGGCCAUGGACCAGCAUAAGAACCCCACGCGCACUUUGGAUGUGGCGCUGCUAAUGGGUGCUGCCCUGGGUCAGUACGCCAUCUCCUACUACUCCAUCGUGGCUGUAGUCGUGGGCACGCCCAGGGAUCUCCUGGGAGCCCUCAACCUGGCCUAUUCUCUGCUCAUGAUUGCCCAGCACACCUUCCAGAAUGUGUUCAUUAUUGAGAGCCUCCACCGGGGACCACCUGGGGCUACACCUCACAAAACGCCCCCCAAGGAGCCCUGCCAAGGUCUCACCUUUGCCAAUCUGGAUGCUCUCCACGCUUUGCCCGCCUGCCCGUCCACUCCUAGGCUGGGAAGCCCCAACCCAGAAACUCCUCAGGAAGCAAUGGCCAUUAUCUCGGUCCCCAGGUGCCACUGGAGACGUCGGUGCCUAAAAGAUAUUUCUCUGUUUCUCCUGCUGUGCAAUAUCAUUCUGUGGAUCAUGCCUGCCUUCGGGGCCCGCCCUCACUUCAGCAACACGGUGGAGGUGGACUUCUACGGCUACUCCCUCUGGGCGGCCAUCGUCAACAUCUGCCUGCCUUUCGGCAUCUUCUACCGCAUGCACGCGGUCUCCAGCCUGCUGGAGGUCUACGUGCUGUCCUGA
This is a messenger RNA of Jaculus jaculus (lesser Egyptian jerboa), 1704 nucleotides long. It is a transcript of the gene Otop2, whose product is annotated as otopetrin 2. The transcript is spliced from 6 exons. The coding region runs from base 1 to 1704 and encodes 567 amino acids. Gene Ontology annotation, cellular component: membrane. NCBI's taxonomy places the organism in Eukaryota, Metazoa, Chordata, Mammalia, Rodentia, Dipodidae. Gene Ontology annotation, biological process: proton transmembrane transport. Gene Ontology annotation, molecular function: proton channel activity. The record is from RefSeq and is a predicted model, not a curated record.